Messenger RNA from Selaginella moellendorffii, 1887 nucleotides. RefSeq lists its product as uncharacterized. The coding region runs from base 1 to 1887 and encodes 628 amino acids. NCBI's taxonomy places the organism in Eukaryota, Viridiplantae, Streptophyta, Lycopodiopsida, Selaginellales, Selaginellaceae. Gene Ontology annotation, molecular function: DNA helicase activity. Gene Ontology annotation, biological process: DNA repair; telomere maintenance. The record is from RefSeq and is a predicted model, not a curated record. The transcript has 7 exons.
AUGUGGACACCACGCCAACGUGCAUUCAAGGUGGUUGGUAGAAUGUACACUGUAUCACCACAUGACUCUGAACGUUUCUACCUACGUAUGAUCCUGCUCUACAAAAAAGGUGCUACAAGUUUUAGUGAUUUAAAGGUAUUAAACGGUGUUGCAUAUGACACAUACCGUUCUACUGCACAAGAAAUGGGACUUCUACAGGAUGAUUGUGAGUGGGAGAAAUGUUUAGAAGAGUCGUUGACAUUUCAGAUGCCUGCAAAAGUAAGGUAUCUAUUCAGUGUCAUGUGUUUAUUUUGCGAGCUCAUUGAUCCCAAAAAACUAUGGGAUAAAUUCAAGGAAGGGAUGUGUGAAGACUUGGUCCGAAAUCACAACAACUAUGAAGCAGCAAUGCAACAUGGAUUGAAUGAAAUGUCAAUAUUACUCCAGGAACAUGGCAAGAAACUGUCUGACUACGAGUUACCAGAUCCAGAGUUUAUAGGAGUUAACGAAACAACAACUGAAACAAGAUGUGUGCCAUGCACACCUGAUGAAGCUGAAUUACUAAAAACCAGAUUGAACAAGGAACAGCUUCACAUAUUUAACAAUGUCUUGAAUGCAAUACAAAACAAAAAAGAAACAAGCAGAUUAUUCUUUGUUGAUGGUGUAGGAGGCACAGGGAAAUCAUACCUUUUUAACACGUUGAUAAAAUAUGUUACUGCUUAUGGCAUGAAAGUCUUAGCAGUCACGUGGACAGGAAUAGCGAGUACUCUUCUUGUAGGAGGCCGAACGGCUCAUUCAACAUUUAAGCUUCCAGUACCAAUCACAGAAACAUGCACCUCGGACCUGCGAGAGAAUUCAGCACCUGCCGAGGUCAUAAGAAGAGCUGACCUGCUCAUAUGGGACGAAAUAAGCAUGGUACCCGUUCACGCUUUUAAAGCUGUCGAGAGGGUCUUGCGUGAUAUAAAAAACUGUGAUACAGAAUUCGGUGGCAUCACAUUAGUAACAGGAGGAGAUUUCAGACAGACAUUACCUGUUCUAAAAAGAGCCCGUCGCACACAAAUUAUCCAAAACAGCAUGAAAUCCUCACCAAUAUGGUGGAAACUUGUAAAGUUCUCAUUACAUACAAACAUGAGGGUGAACUCUGAAGAAAAGGAAUGGUCUAGAUGGCUUGUGAAGCUUGGAAAUGAAACAGAUUCGGAAGAAGAGAUGUUGGACUAUCCUGUAGAAUUUUUAAACUCAGUAACACCAUCUGGAAUGCCUCCACACAAGCUACAGGAUGACCAAGAUAUUACGGCCAAUCGCAGCAACGGUGGCAUCGAGCCUGGCGAGGGACCAAAAACCUCCUACCAAAAGCCGCAACCCGCAUUUGUUCCUUAUCCAACACCUUUGACUCCGGAAGAAGUCCUGGGAACAGCACUGGAUAACGAUCCUAAGCGGCUGAAAGCUCCAGCCUAUUACAACGAGUUGUGCUCGAUGAUCAGUGAGAACAGGAUCGACGCCUUCCAGACUUAUGCGGGGAACAAAUCCACCAGCAUCCGCCUGCGCAGGUGCAUUUGGCAGAUCGACGUGCUCUGCUUGGAAAUGCGACGAGGAUUGGGAGUGAAAGGCGAAGAGGCUAUGAUGGAUGGAGCUACGACAGGGACGACGUCUCGGACAAUGAGGGGAUUCACGUUGUCAUCGACAACUAGAAUCAAGCGCUAUAAACCCUGUAGUCUCAACAUGGAUAGUCAUACGGGACAGCCAUACAUGUUGUCACUGUUUCUGAGUCUCCACAAUGAAUGCUUUGGAAAUGGGUAUGUAUGUGAUUUACAGUCUUUGCAACGUAAGUUGAAUGUGUUUGCAAAAGAACAGGUCAUGAGUACUGGGAAGAUGAAGGCAUUGAAGAAAAAAAGCCAGCAUGCAGGCAAAUGA